Messenger RNA from Geodia barretti, 4267 nucleotides. Lineage: Eukaryota; Metazoa; Porifera; Demospongiae; Tetractinellida; Geodiidae. The record is from the annotation of a GenBank genome assembly.
GGAUCCAUCAGUACCAACAUUACUGUUACCGUUAUGAAGUUAUCGUUAUAAGUACUGUCAAAUCAGGUGAUACCAAUGUAACCUUUACAUGGAUCCCUGUAUCUGGUGUUCCAGUAACUACCUACAACAUCUCCUAUUAUAACACAAACAAGAAGUGUUUCUUUGACAAUAGAACCAUUAGUGUUGGGAACGAAACUCUCAACUACACUCUGCAAGUACAGGAAUGGACCAAAUAUUCGGUUAAAGUGGAGGUUGUUCAUGAAGGUCGUGUUAUAGGUAGCAAUGAGACUGUGGUUACUACCAAGCCAGUAGCUCCAUCUGCUGGUCCCUCUUCUGUGAGUGUGGUUGGUGUUACAUCAUCCACCAUCACUGUGAUGUGGGGAAGUGUCCCAUGUAUCCACCAGAAUGGAGACAUCACUGGCUACUCAGUCCAGUACAGAGCAGUGGGGAGUGAGAACAAGGAUACCGUGGAAACCAGUGAAACUGAAAUUACUCUACUAAGUUUGACACCAGAAACAGACUAUGAGAUAAGUGUGGCUGCUGUUAAUACUGAAGGAAUCGGAGUUAGCACAAACACCUCAGCAACAACUUCAGCAGAGAGAGCUACUAGCACAAACACUUCAGCGACAACUCCAGCAGAGAGAGCUACUAGCAUCAGCAGUUUAGCAGUGGCAGCGCCCACAAGUGGAGCAGUUAUUGGGGUUCUCCUACUAAUUUUGCUCCUUGCAGUUUUACUAAUCGUCUUUGUCAGGUGGAGGAGAAGUCACAGAGGAUCAGUGAAAGUGAAAUCCAAACCACUGCCACCUCCCAAACCAUUGAAGGAGAGAGAAGAGGAAGAGAAGGGAGGGAGUCAGAGUGGACUGGAGAUGAAAGAUUUUGAGGAAAGCAAUGAGGAAGAGAAAGAAUACUACUUUGAAGAUCCAUCCAACAUAGUUGUUUCUCGCAGUGAUGUCCCUGUGGCUGAGUUCCCGGAAUAUGUGAAAUUGUUGCAUCAAGACAGAGACCGCAAACUGGAGGUCGAGUACAAGUCAUUGGAAAAGCUUCCUGCGGCAUCUACGGAAGCUGCAAAACUCGCCUGCAACAUCAGUCACAAUAGAUUCAAAAACAUCUUCCCCUAUGAUCACAGCAGGGUCCAGUUGAAGGGAAAUCCAGCAGAGAAGGGCUCUGACUACAUCAAUGCUUCAUUCAUUGAUGGGUAUCCAGAGAAGAAGAAAGCUUACAUUGCCUCACAAGGCCCAACGGAGCUGACAGCCAACAGAUUCUGGGAGAUGGUGUGGGACUAUCAGAUCCCUACCAUUGUCAUGCUCACUCGCUGCGUUGAGGACGGCAAGGAGAAAUGUGUGCAGUAUUGGCCAGAUCAGACCAACACUUCAGUUACACGUGGAAAGUUCGACAUCACUGUUACCUCAUUGGUACCCUCUGCCGAGUAUCAGAUCAGAAAGAUACAGCUCAAAUCAAAGUCUGACCCAGAACAUGAGAGGACUGUCACCCACAUGCUCUACACAGCCUGGCCUGAUCACGGAGUCCCUCGCAACGCCAUGUCCCUCAUCUCCUUCAUCCAUCGCGUCCGCAAGGAACACCCGGCCUCCCUGACCACGCCCCUCCUGGUCCACUGCAGUGCCGGGGUGGGAGGACCGGUACUUUCAUCCUCCUGGACGUGGCCAUGCAGCAGAUGAAGAGGGAGGGGACACUGAGUGUCUUCCAACGCCUCAAGAACAUGAGGACUCAGAGAAUGAAGCUGGUUCAGACCCAGGCUCAGUACGUCUUCAUCCAUGAUUCCCUCAGUGAACUAGUGGUGUGUGGAGAAACCGAUGUGGCCGCUGGUAAUAUCAGGAUCAGGAUGAUGCAGCUACAGAAACCAGUACCUGGUGGUCUCAUUGGCUUCCAGAAACAGUUUGAGACCCUGGAGGAAGUUAGCUCUCAGUGCGAGGCCUCUUACCAGGAGGCAAAGGCCAAGUACAAUGCAGGGAAAAACAGGUUCCCUGACAAGCUACCGAAUGAGUUGGGUCGUGUGAGGCUGAGGUUUGGUCCAAAACCUGGCUCCGACUAUAUCAAUGCAUCUUUCAUUGACGGGUAUAAACAACGGAAGGCCUACAUAGCCACCCAGGGACCAAUGGAAGGGACAGUGGCUGAUCUAUGGAGGAUGAUCUGGGAACACAACUGCAGCUGCAUCGUCAUGCUCUGUCAGACACAGGAGAAGGGACAAGUGAGCAGUCAUUGUUUCUGGCCAGAAGGGGAGAAAGAAGAGGCGGUGUACGGGAAGCUAAGGGUGGGAGUGAAGAGAGUGAGCCAUCACGGUGACAUCAUUGAGAGGAAGCUGGAAGUGGAGGACACGGAGGGGAGGGGAGGGGUUCAGAAGACUGUGAGUCUCAUGCAGCUGAGCAGCUGGCCUCCCGGAGAGCUGCCUCACCCCACGGCCAUCUUGUCUCUGGUGGACCUGCUCACUAAGGCACAGAGGGGCAGCCCCGGCAGACACACUGUAGUCAUGUGCAGUGAUGGAGUAGGAAGGACGGGGACAUUCAUCUGUAUCCACUCCCAACUGGAGAGACUGAAGACUGAGGGCGUGGUCGAUUUCUUCCAGGCUGCAAAAUCCGCUCGCAUCCAACGAGCAGCCCUCAUCCCAGAUGCUGCUCACUACGCCUUCUGCCAUGACGUGGUCGCCACCUACAUGGACAGUUUUGAGACUUACGCCAACUUCAAAGAAGUUGUGAGACUCCAGCGCGUUCGCGGGGCGGUCAGAAAACAGGCCGCGGAGGACAAAGAGGACGACCCGACCGAACGCGAUCAAAGCCUGGUCAACAUACACGAAGACAAUUUCUUCCGGGACGAGAUAGAUGAUUUCCACGACGCCAAAGAAAGAUUGCUACUCGAAGGCGAUAGUGGCAGUUCUGAGGACGAUGGAUUGAGUGUUGACGAAGAAGAGGUGCUUGGAUUGAGCGAGGAAGAGGAAAGUGAGGGGGAGGAGGAGUUUAAGCUGCCACCUGCCCUACAGAGGCAGUUUCUUGCCAGCGAUGAUGAGGAUCCUUCGGAAAAACAUCAAACAGAAAUGUCCGACAAGGCGUGGGGGCGGAAAAGGAAAACAUUCUAUGCAGUCGAAGGUGAGGAUGAGUUGAGUGGGUCGGAAGGCUCGGAGAUGGCGGCAGAGUUGGAGGAGAAGGAGGCCAUUGCUCUGCAGCAGAGAAUGACCGCUGCCAUCAGCGAGGCAGACUUCAUGGCUCAACCCUACCUGAAGAGGAUGGGGAGCAGGAAGAUGGAGCAGAGAAGGAGGAACAUGUGGCGCAGGAUUUCUCAAAGAUGUCACGAGAAGACAAGUUGGCACUGCUAGAGAAGGAUUCCCCGAGCUAGUCGAUCUUCUGGAGGACUUUGACUUCAACAUGUCAGAGACGGUGGAACUGCUCGAUUCCAGUCCAGAGUGGCAAAGACUCGCCUACCUUCACUGACGAGGGAAGAGAAUAUUUGGACUGCAAGCUGCAUCUCGAUCUUCUGUAUUGCAUGAACAUAAUGUUCUACCUCUACCUGAAAGCGUCGGGUCUGCCUGUCAAAUCUCACCCAGUCAUCCAGCGCAUAGUUCAAAUCAAAAAGAUGAUUGGUCAGUUGGAGCCACUGGCCAGCGAAAUGCAAAGGCAGAUCGAGGCUCUUUUAUCCUCUCUGAAUUCUGAAACACCAGAGGAAAAUCCAGCUAUGGACCAAUAUUCAGCAGUGGAAGAUGGUGUUAGUAAAAAGCACGAAAGAGAAAACAAGGAGUGAGAGAAAGGAAAUUGAAACCGAGAUCAAAUCCGUGAAGAAGAAGUGCCAAAUUUCUGGGGUGAGAAUGUCCAGUCUGGGUUAGUUGAAGAGGAUCCACUGGAUUACUAUGACAGGGUUUUGGAAGAGAAGAAGAGAAAGAGAGAGCAGAGAAUGAGAGAAGAAGAAAGGAAGAGGCAGAGGAGAAGAAGGAAGCCGACCUUGAUGAGGGAGAAGAUGGAAAAAGAGCCGUCACUUACCAGAUAUCUCGCAAUAGAGGGCUGAUUCCACAGAGGAAGAAGGAGCUGAGGAAUCCUCGAGUGAAGCAUAGGAACAAGUUCAGAAAGGCCUUGAUCAAGCAUAAGGGCCAGGUGCGUGAGGUAAUGAAGGAGCUCCAUCGCUACGGAGGUGAAUCCUCUGGCAUCAGAGCCAACGUCUCACACAGCAUCAAAAUCAAAUGAACCAACUUUACUCAUGUCAUAAAACACUUUCAUAAUAUCUUCUUUUUCACGUGUAAGAGAGUGUUGCUACAUCGUAAGGGUGU